Cervus elaphus (red deer) is the source of this 1412-nucleotide messenger RNA. RefSeq lists its product as uncharacterized. Gene Ontology annotation, molecular function: structural constituent of chromatin; protein heterodimerization activity; DNA binding. The transcript is spliced from 4 exons. NCBI's taxonomy places the organism in Eukaryota, Metazoa, Chordata, Mammalia, Artiodactyla, Cervidae. Bases 26 to 1216 code for a protein of 396 amino acids. Gene Ontology annotation, cellular component: nucleosome. The record is from RefSeq and is a predicted model, not a curated record.
CUCCUGCCAGUUUUCUGUUAACCCCAUGGCGCGCACUAAGCAGACGGCUCGCAAGUCCACCGGCGGCAAAGCGCCGCGCAAGCAGCUCGCCACCAAGGCAGCCCGCAAGAGCGCUCCGGCCACCGGCGGCGUGAAGAAGCCGCACCGCUACCGGCCCGGCACGGUGGCUCUGCGAGAGAUCCGCCGCUACCAGAAGUCCACCGAGCUGCUGAUCCGCAAGCUGCCGUUCCAGCGGCUGGUGCGCGAGAUCGCGCAGGACUUCAAGACCGACCUGCGCUUCCAGAGCUCGGCCGUGAUGGCGCUGCAGGAGGCGUGCGAGGCCUACCUUGUGGGGCUCUUCGAGGACACCAACCUGUGUGCCAUCCACGCCAAGCGCGUCACUAUCAUGCCCAAGGACAUUCAGCUCGCCCGCCGCAUCCGCGGGGAGAGGGCGUUACGAAUGAGCCCCUCCCCCUUCCCCGCCUUUUACGGGGUUUUCAAAGAGGUCCGCGACCGUGGAAAAGGCCUUGGGAAAGGAGGCGCGAAGCGUCACCGUAAGGUUCUGCGGGAUAACAUUCAAGGUAUUACUAAGCCCGCCAUCCGCCGCUUGGCUCGUCGCGGUGGGGUCAAGCGCAUCUCUGGCCUUAUUUACGAGGAAACUCGCGGGGUGCUGAAAGUGUUCUUGGAAAACGUGAUACGGGACGCGGUCACCUACACCGAACACGCCAAGCGAAAGACGGUCACGGCCAUGGACGUCGUAUUCUGGUCCUUUAUAAAUACAGGAGCACCCCCUCCUAGUUUAAUCCCAUUGUCUUUCACGCUAGCUAUGGCGCGGACUAAGCAGACGGCUCGCAAGUCCACCGGCGGCAAAGCGCCGCGCAAACAGCUCGCUACGAAGGCCGCCCGUAAGAGCGCGCCGGCCACCGGCGGCGUGAAGAAGCCGCACCGCUACCGGCCCGGCACGGUGGCUCUGCGAGAGAUCCGCCGCUACCAGAAGUCCACCGAGCUGCUGAUCCGCAAGCUGCCGUUCCAGCGGCUGGUGCGCGAGAUCGCGCAGGACUUCAAGACCGACCUGCGCUUCCAGAGCUCGGCCGUGAUGGCGCUGCAGGAGGCGUGCGAGGCCUACCUUGUGGGGCUCUUCGAGGACACCAACCUGUGUGCCAUCCACGCCAAGCGCGUCACCAUCAUGCCCAAGGACAUCCAGCUCGCCCGCCGCAUCCGGGGAGAGAGAGCAUAAAUUGGCUUAAUUGUCGAGUGAUAACAAGUUAAACCCAAAGGCUCUUUUCAGAGCCAACCACUUUGUCUAUGAAAGGUGCUGUAAUACGUUAGUAGAACACAAGUUCGGCAGAGUCUGAAGAAACCUAUGUAUGCAGCUGCUUAGGAAGCCCUACGUUCUUUGUAAGUUUUCAAUAUAGCAACUACCUCCGCGACUU